Messenger RNA from Carassius gibelio (silver crucian carp), 6783 nucleotides. RefSeq names its product ATP-binding cassette sub-family C member 9. Gene Ontology annotation, molecular function: ATP binding; ABC-type transporter activity; ATP hydrolysis activity. Lineage: Eukaryota; Metazoa; Chordata; Actinopteri; Cypriniformes; Cyprinidae. Bases 604 to 5448 code for a protein of 1614 amino acids. The transcript is spliced from 40 exons. Gene Ontology annotation, biological process: transmembrane transport; potassium ion transport. The record is from RefSeq and is a predicted model, not a curated record. Gene Ontology annotation, cellular component: membrane.
UAUUAUGCACAUGUCAGUGAAUCUUCAGUAUGAUCCAGAUUCCAGUUAUUCUAAUUGUGACCUACAUCAGUAGCAGACACGCUCGUGCACAGGCAUCCCUCCUCUAUACUUGACGCCAUAGCAACGCUAUGCCGAAUCAGUGAUGCGCGGCGCGCUUUCUUCAAUACCGCAAGGACAAGGAGACACAACACCAUCGUGUUCACUGUCUAACCGCUGAUUUUGGAGCCGGUUUACUGCAUGUAUCGAUGACGAAACCUACAACCGGAGACAUCUAGUUUCUCUCUGUCCACCAGACAGCUUAUUUGGGCGUCACGCACACCCCUGAUGGCUGAAAAUGCUGUGUAGGCACGCAGCUCACAGAUUUUGAGAUGCAGCCAUAGUGUCACAGACGAUCUGUAUUUUCUCAAGAGGGUCCGUACAUUCAUGCCAACAUUCCUGUUCAAGUUUGGAAAUACGAUCCAGGAGCUAGAGAGAGAGACCAUGAGCAGCUGAUACACCGCAGCUAAAAAUAAUAUUCCCUGUAACACUCUAACAGCAGACAACGGACAUGAAAAGCUACUAAAGCAAAGCAAUAUUUUGGCUCCUUUAGCCCAGUCAGGUGACAUGGCCUUGUCUUUCUGUGGGAACGACAGAGGCAGUAGUGCCUACAGUGUGGACAAUGGAGUCCUGGACAAUGGCUGCUUCGUGGAUGCCCUCAACCUCGUCCCUCAUGUGUUUCUUCUCUUCAUCACCUUCCCUAUCCUCUUCAUUGGUUGGGGUAGCCAGAGUUCAAAGGUGCAGAUCCAUCACAACACCUGGCUGCACUUUCCUGGCCACAACCUGCGCUGGAUCCUCACCUUCACACUGCUGUUUGUGCACGUGUGCGAGAUCGCCGAGGGAAUCGUCUCUAAUACGCAGAUGGAGUCCAAUCACUUGCAUCUCUUCAUGCCAGCACUGAUGGGCUUCAUAGCGGCAACAACAUCAGUUGUAUACUAUCACAAUAUAGAAACAGCCAAUUUCCCCAAACUGCUCCUGGCCUUAUUUAUUUACUGGAUUCUGGCUUUCAUCACCAAGAUGAUAAAGUUAUGGAAGUUUGCAGAGGCGAGUUUGGGGGUGCAACAACUCCGUUUCUGUAUCACAGCUUUGCUUGUGGUGCUGUACGGCCUGCUCAUGGCUGUCGAGAUCAACGUUAUCAGAGUCCGGAAGUACGUGUUCUUUGCGAACCCCCAGAAGGUCAAGCCCCCAGAAGACUUGCAGGACUUGGGUGUGCGAUUCCUCCAGCCCUUUGUCAACCUCCUCUCCAAAGCAACAUACUGGUGGAUGAACCCGCUCAUCAUUAAAGCCCACAAGAGACCCAUUGAGCUGAAGAAGAUUGGAAAGCUUCCAAUCGCAAUGAGGGCAUUGACUAACUAUAUGCGUCUGAAAGACUCCUAUGAGGAACAGAGGCAGAAAACAGAGGACCAAGAUAAAUCCCCAUCCAUCUGGAAAUCCAUGUACCGGGCAUUUGGGGGGCCGAUACUCCUCAGCAGCACUCUCCGGUACAUGGCGGACCUGCUGGGCUUUGCCGGGCCACUCUGCAUCUCUGGGAUUGUGGAACACCUUGAUAAUUCAACAGAGUUUGACAGGACAAAUAAGACAGGGAACAUGACUUUCGGGGUGUACUUCAUGUCUUCCACUGAGCUGCUACAGAAUACGUCUGUUCUGGCGGUUCUGCUGUUCCUGGCACUCGUGCUGCAGAGAACAUUCCUGCAGGCCUCCUACUAUGUCACGAUAGAAACCGGCAUUAACCUGCGCGGGGCGCUGCUUGCAAUGAUCUACAAUAAAAUUCUGCGUCUCUCUACUUCAAACAUGUCCAUGGGAGAGAUGACCCUCGGCCAGAUCAACAAUCUUGUUGCCAUAGAAACCAAUCAGCUCAUGUGGUUUCUCUUCUUAUGCCCCAAUCUGUGGGCCAUGCCAGUUCAGAUCAUUAUGGGAGUCAUCCUGCUGUAUUAUUUGUUGGGUGAAAGUGCAUUGAUAGGGGCAGGCGUCAUUUUGCUACUGGCCCCGGUUCAGUACCUCAUCGCUACAAAGUUGGCAGACACACAAAAGAGCACGCUGGACUACUCAACAGACCGUCUAAAAAAGACGACAGAGAUCUUGAAGGGAAUAAAGCUGCUGAAGCUUUAUGCCUGGGAGAACAUCUUCUGUGACCGUGUAGAAGAGACCAGAGGAAAAGAGCUGACCAGUCUCAAGACUUUCUCCCUCUACACAUCAAUGUCUAUAUUUAUGAAUGUCGCCAUCCCCAUUGCUGCAGUGUUGGCGACCUUUGUCACACACGCCUAUAUUGAAGAGGUCAGGCUCAGUCCAGCCAGGGCAUUUGCCUCUUUGGCUCUAUUCCACAUCCUGGUCACUCCACUCUUCCUGUUAUCCACGGUGGUCAGGUUUGCCGUUAAGGCCCUUGUCAGUGUACAGAAGCUCAGUGAGUUCCUGCAAAGCGAUGAGAUUGGAGAUGACAGCUGGAGAAAUGCAGAAAUGCCUCUAGAGGUCGGCAAGAAAAACAAACACCAUGGGAUUACGAAGGUUGUCAACAGGAAGGGCCGUUAUCGUAUGGAUAACUACGAGCAGCCCAUGCGCAGGCAGCUGCGGCCCACAGAGACCGAAGAUGUCGCCGUACAGGUGAAUGAGGGCUACUUCACAUGGGGAAGCAACUUGUCUACGCUCUCUGACAUCAACAUCCAAAUUCCUACAGGUCAGCUGACCAUGAUUGUGGGCCAGGUGGGUUGUGGGAAAUCAUCCCUGUUAUUGGCCAUGCUGGGGGAGAUGCAGACGAUCAGGGGGAAAGUCUACUGGAGCAAGCUGCCUGAUUAUGAGGUACUCUACGAUGGGAGCAUAAGCGGGCAAGACACCGGCCUGUCUCACGAAGAAACGAGUAAAAACAGGUACUCUGUGGCCUAUGCAGCGCAGAAGUCAUGGCUGCUCAACGCCACUGUAGAGGAAAACAUCACGUUUGGAAGUCCUUUCAAUAAACAGAGAUACAAAGCUGUGAUUGAUGCCUGCUCGCUUCAACCAGAUAUCGACCUCCUUCCUUUUGGAGACCAGACUGAAAUCGGAGAACGGGGAAUUAAUCUCAGUGGUGGUCAGCGACAACGGAUCUGUGUGGCCAGAGCUCUAUAUCAGAACACCAACAUUGUUUUCCUGGAUGACCCGUUCUCUGCCCUGGACAUCCACCUCAGUGAUCAUCUGAUGCAGGAGGGGAUACUGAAGUUCCUUCAGGAUGACAAACGGACAGUGGUCUUGGUCACUCAUAAGCUGCAGUACCUCAUCCAUGCUGACUGGAUAAUAGCCAUGAAAGACGGUUCAGUGCUGAGAGAGGGGACCUUAAAGGACAUCCAGACUUAUGAUGUGGAACUCUAUGAGCACUGGAAGACCCUGAUGAACAGACAAGACCAGGAGCUCGAAAAGGAGACUGAAAUGGAGAGUCAGACCAUUCUGGAGAGGAAGACUUUGAGGAGAGCUUUCUAUUCCAGAGAGGCAAAGAGCCAGACUGACGAUGAGGAUGAAGAGGAGGAGGUGGAGGAGGAUGACGAUGACAACAUGUCCACCACCACCAGCCGCCGUUCUAAGAUCCCAUGGAAGAUGUGCUGCCGUUACCUUUCCUCAGGUGGCUUCCUCAUGGUCUUCCUGAUGGUGUCGUCAAAGCUGGCCAAGCACUCGGUUAUGGUGGCCAUCGACUAUUGGCUAGCAGCUUGGACAUCCUCAAACCCGCAUAACCAAAGUCUCGCCGAUCCAUUUGUCAAUGCAACCAAUUACACAAAGAAUGAUGACGCUCAGAUCGCUGAGGUGACCCAUCACUGCCUUUUCCUCUUUCAAAUGUUGUCUUUAAUAUUGUACAUUAUAGUUAUUCUGAAGUGGAGCUCUUUGGGUGUUUUACAGCAUCGCUCCUACGUGCCAGUGUUUAUUAUCCUGUGUGGAGCUGCGAUAGCACUUUGUCUUAUCACUUCCCUAACCGUGGAGUUUCUAGGAGUGGCUGCAGCUACAAACCUCCAUCACAACCUCCUCAACAAGAUCAUUCACGCUCCCAUCAGAUUCUUUGAUGUCACCCCACUUGGACAAAUCCUGAACCGUUUCUCAGCGGACACCAACAUCAUCGAUCAGCACAUUCCCCAGACACUAGAGUCUCUCACUCGCUCCAUUCUGCUAUGUCUCUCAGCAAUCGGAGUCAUUGCUUUUGUCACCCCUGCUUUCCUUAUUGCACUGGUGCCCCUCAUGGUGGCCUUCUACUUCAUUCAGAAGUACUUUCGGGUUGCUUCCAAAGAUCUGCAAGAUCUCGAUGAUUCUACUCAGCUGCCUCUUCUCUGUCAUUUCUCUGAGACUGCAGAGGGCCUCACCACUAUUCGAGCAUUCAGGCACGAGGCUCGUUUUAAGCAGCGGAUGUUGGAGCUAACGGACACCAACAACACAGCCUACCUGUUUCUCUCUGCUGCCAACCGGUGGCUGGAGGUCAGAACUGAUUAUCUGGGUGCCGUGAUUGUCCUCACUGCAUCAGUUGCAGCGAUCUGGACCUCAUCUCAGUCUGGUCUGGUUGGACUUGGUCUAACAUAUGCCCUCACUGUGACAAACUACCUGAACUGGGUGGUGAGGAAUCUGGCGGACCUGGAGGUCCAGAUGGCUGCAGUAAAGAAAGUCAACAGCUUCCUGAGCACAGAAUCUGAGAACUAUGAGGGAUCCAUGAAUGUCUCACAGGUACCGGAAGACUGGCCGCAGCAUGGUGAGAUCAAGAUACAAGAUCUGUGUGUCCGUUAUGACACCAUGCUCAAACCUGUCCUCAAACACGUCAAUGCACACAUUAACCCUGGGCAGAAGGUGGGCAUCUGUGGUAGAACAGGCAGUGGAAAGUCUUCGCUGUCUCUGGCCUUUUUCAACAUGGUGGAUGUUUUUGACGGAAAGAUUGUUAUUGAUGGCAUUGACAUCUGCAAGCUUCCACUCCAAACCCUGAGAUCCCGUCUGUCAAUCAUUCUACAGGAUCCAGUGCUGUUCAGCGGCUCCAUUCGGUUAAAUCUUGACCCCGAGUGCACUUGCACUGAUGACAGGCUUUGGGAAGCGCUUGAAAUUGCCCAGUUAAAGAAUAUGGUGAAAGCACUUCCAGGGGGAUUGGACGCUGUGGUGACAGAAGGAGGGGAGAAUUUCAGCGUGGGACAGAGACAGCUCUUCUGUCUUGCCCGGGCCUUUGUCCGCAAAAGCAGCAUCCUAAUUAUGGAUGAGGCGACAGCUUCUAUAGACAUGGCCACGGAAAAUAUUCUUCAGAAAGUGGUGAUGACUGCAUUUGCUGAUCGGACGGUAGUCACUAUAGCACAUCGUGUCCACACUAUCCUGACAGCUGACCUAGUUAUUGUGAUGAAGCGAGGAAGCAUCAUGGAGUAUGGAAAACCUGAGAUUCUCAUGGAACAAGAGGACGGCUUAUUUGCAUCCUUCGUCAAAGCCGACAUGUAGACUCACUCAUCUACGUUACCACAUUGGUUUAUACCACUUAAGGCCUUACAUAAAAAAAAGACAGCCAUUUUUGGCAGUUGCAUCAGAAAGGACUGGACUAAACACAGACUCUGAACUGUCAUUGUUUUAUAUGAACGCUAAGUACAGUAUUAUAAAUUGUAUUUUUUAGCAUUUUGUUGCUCUUUUUCUAAGUUGAUGAUGCAUGUACUCUGAAGUGCAUAAGCAAUACGCAUUUAUCUACUGUGUUUUGAUUAGUUCCAACACUGUACAGAGCUUGUCUGUUUGGCUGAGGCCUGACACUCUUGUUUGUCUGUCUGAAGUGCAUUGCUGAUACAGAUUUAGGGAAGAAGGACAAAUAUAGCUGGCUCCCCAAAGCCUGCACCCUCACAUGCCUGUGAUGCACUCUUGACAGAAUUGAUAGCCCACGCUUUCUGGGAGUCCUGCAAUGUCCACCAGAUAAACCCUAAUGUGUUCUUCAUACCCUAAAUACAAAACUGAUUGUAUUUUAUACUUUGUACAGUAUUCCUCUAUGCUUAUUACUUAAUCAAAUAUGUAUGUAUUAAUCUAUACACUCCACAUACAUAGCCUAUAUUAUGUAAAAAAAUAAAUAAAUAAAAACAUUAAUUUUGGAUGCAAUUAUCAGAUUUGAAAGCCCUAAUAUACACACCAUAAAAUGUUUACAUUAUAUUUUUAUGCAUAGGCUACUUUAAGCAAGUAGGCCUACAGAUUUUCAAAUACACUACAAGUUAAAAAUAAUUUCAAACCAUGUGAUUUUUCUCUCUGACGUUUUAUUAUGGGGAUGUCAAAACGAGUCUGCUAUCUUUGUACAGCCAGUCGAUAUAUUGUACACAUAACGUCCUAUGUUUCUCUCCCCAGUCUGUACCCUCAGCUCAUUUUUACCUUUUAACCUUCAGCUUUCUUUAUCUGAUCGCUUUGUUUUCUGGAAGUAACAAGCAAAUAUGACCUAAACAAAAUUAUGUUGUAAGUGACUCUCUGUCCCUGCAGUAAAAUUAUACAUUGCAUUGGUAAUCUUUCCGUUCACUGCACGCUGACUGUCCGGGCUGGAGAUCUGAUUAAUAUUUGCAGUAAGCUGUGAUGUCACACUUGAGCAGAUAUAUUCUUCAAAAUCAAAAAUCAAACUUCAUUGCGAGCCAACAGCAGCAACGUUUAAAGUGUUUCUGCAAUUACCGCUAAGCUCAGGUAUAUUCGUGUUAGUAAUGAUGGACUGACAGUUUUAUUUGUACAUAUGUAAUUAAUAUGGCAUUUGUACCUUAAGCAUUAUGGUGUAUUUUCACACAAGAAUUGAAAAUAAAAGUUGCUUUUUGUGUUUGCUUA